This is a messenger RNA of Pogona vitticeps (central bearded dragon), 2754 nucleotides long. It is a transcript of the gene PLK2, whose product is annotated as polo like kinase 2. The record is from RefSeq and is a predicted model, not a curated record. NCBI's taxonomy places the organism in Eukaryota, Metazoa, Chordata, Lepidosauria, Squamata, Agamidae. Gene Ontology annotation, molecular function: protein binding; protein serine/threonine kinase activity; ATP binding. Gene Ontology annotation, cellular component: kinetochore; nucleus; centriole. Gene Ontology annotation, biological process: G1/S transition of mitotic cell cycle; protein phosphorylation; mitotic spindle organization.
UUUCUCGCACAGCGGAGGAUUAGAGCAACGGCGCCGGGCGGGAGGUGCGGGGCUGGGGAGGUCGUGGGGCGGCGGCAGCAGCAGUAGGAGAAGCUGGCCGACGAGGCUAUGGAUUUAUUGAGGAAUAUCGCUUAUCAGCCGGGCACCACUGGAGCUGGACCUGGCGGUAGCAGCACCACCACCAGCACCAGCAGCAGUAGUAGCAGCAAGAUGGGCGAGCAGGGGCUGGGCAAAGCCUGCAGCGGGGAGUCGAGGCGAAAGAAGGCGACGGCGGCGGAGGUGGUGGUGCUGUCGGAGCAGCAUCACCAUCAUCAUCCGCACUCGACCACCGAGAUCUCGCGGAUUAUCACCGACCCCACCACGGGAAGGCGAUACUGCCGCGGCAAAGUGCUGGGAAAGGGUGGCUUUGCAAAGUGUUAUGAGAUGACUGAUCUGACCACGAACAAAGUCUAUGCUGCAAAGAUCAUUCCUCACAGCCGAGUCUCCAAACCUCAUCAAAGAGAAAAGAUUGAUAAAGAGAUCGAGUUGCACCGGAUGCUCAAUCACAGGCACAUCGUACAGUUCUACCACUACUUUGAGGACAAAGAGAACAUUUACAUUCUCCUCGAAUACUGCAGCCGAAGGUCAAUGGCUCACAUCUUGAAAGCAAGGAAGGUGCUGACAGCCCCAGAAGUACGAUACUACCUCAGGCAGAUUGUGUCAGGACUUAAAUACCUUCACGAGCAAGAAAUCCUGCACAGAGAUCUGAAGCUAGGUAAUUUUUUCAUUAACGAUUCCAUGGAGCUGAAAGUGGGAGAUUUUGGCUUGGCAGCCAAGCUCGAACCUUUAGAACACAGGAGAAGAACAAUCUGUGGUACACCAAAUUACCUUUCUCCAGAAGUUCUCAACAAACAAGGGCAUGGCUGUGAAUCGGACAUAUGGGCCUUGGGCUGUGUCAUGUAUACAAUGCUUCUGGGCAGGCCUCCGUUUGAAACCACUAAUCUGAAGGAGACCUACAGGUGUAUAAGGGAAGCAAAAUACUCCUUGCCGUCAUCUUUGCUGCCUCCUGCAAAACACUUGAUCGCAAGCAUGUUGUCGAAAAACCCCGAAGACCGCCCCAGCUUAGAUGACAUUGUUCGGCAUGACUUCUUCUUACCGGGGUUCACGCCAGACAGGCUUCCAGCCAGUUGCUGUCAUACAGUUCCUGACUUCAACUUGUCAAGCCCUGCAAAGAAUUUCUUCAAAAAGGCAGCUGCAGCUCUCUUUGGGGGAAAGAAGGAAAAAGCAAGAUACAUUGACAAUCGCUUUGCAAAAGAAGAUGAAGAAAUAUAUAAGCUGAGACAUGACUUGAAGAAGACUUCAAUCACCCAGCCUCCCCUGAAACACAGGCUGGAGGAGGAAAUCCAGCCUCCUAGCUCCACUGUAGCCAAACCUGGUGUAUUGACAGAGACCAGACAGAUCGAUGCCAUUCGCAUGAUUGUUCGGGGGACACUGGGAAGCUGUAGUAGCAGCAGUGAAUGUCUUGAAGAUAGUACAAUGGGAAGUGUGGCAGAUACAGUUGCAAGAGUGUUGCGUGGAUGUUUGGAGAACAUGCCAGCAUCUGAUCAUAUUCCCAAAGAACAGUUGGCAGCCUCUUUCCAGUGGGUCACAAAAUGGGUGGACUACUCCAAUAAAUAUGGCUUUGGAUAUCAGCUGUCGGACCACACUGUGGGUGUUCUCUUCAACAAUGGUGCACACAUGAGCCUUCUUCCAGACAAAAAAACAGUCCAUUACUAUGCAGAGCUGGGUCAGUGUUCGGUUUUCUCUGCUACCGAUGCUCCUGAACAAUUUAUUAACCAAGUGACUGUUCUGAAGUACUUCUCUCACUACAUGGAGGAGAACCUCAUGGAUGGAGGGGAUCUCCCCAGUGUCACCGAUGUGCGCAGACCGAGGCUUUACCUCUUGCAGUGGUUAAAGUCAGACAAGGCAUUAAUGAUGCUCUUCAAUGAUGGCACAUUUCAGGUGAAUUUCUACCACGAUCACACAAAAAUCAUCAUUUGCAACCAAAAUGAGGAAUAUCUGCUUACCUACAUCAAUGAAGACAGGCUAUCGACAACAUUUCGCCUCACGACACUUCUGAUGUCCGGCUGUUCAUUGGAGCUAAAGCACCGAAUGGAAUAUGCAUUGAAUAUGCUUUUGCAAAGAUGCAAUUAAAUUAAAGGAUUCUUCUGAAACCAAAAGGACCUCUCACUCACAUAUACUGACAUCUACAGUGGAUGUAGUUGGGGGAAAAAUAGUAUGUUGAUGGAUGAGUAAGGACUGGUACGAACCUAUAUCUCAUCUUGUGUGCUGGGCUGGGACCAGACAUGAAGCCUACGGCCUUUGGAUUAAUGGUUGGACCAGGAAUUCUUGGAGUCUAGCUUUCUUUGGCUUCCUGCUUGUUGGAAGGGAUGAAUUGGACUUAAAGCUGAGCAACAGGCAGUUCUAAUGGAGGACUCAAACUGUGAAUAACACUUGGAUUUGGGAGGGAGGGCGAUCUCAUUGUGGAAUAACUGUACGGGGGCAGCUUGUUGUGGCUGCUUAACUGUGAACUAUGGCCAUACCGUUUUGUUUUUGUUUCGUUAUUUCUUCCAAGAACUGAUCACACUUAUGGCUGGCAAAGUGCAUUCCUUGUUAAUAAUUUUUUUUAAUUUAUUACAGCCUAAAGUGAAGUAUUUAUUACACACAUUUUUUUGUAACUGUGAUUUUUAAAUAUACAUUUGUUGGCAAUAAAGCGUUGGGAGGGUAGAAUCUGAA